This is a messenger RNA of Labeo rohita (rohu), 679 nucleotides long. Its product is annotated as cystatin-B. NCBI's taxonomy places the organism in Eukaryota, Metazoa, Chordata, Actinopteri, Cypriniformes, Cyprinidae. The record is from RefSeq and is a predicted model, not a curated record. Gene Ontology annotation, molecular function: cysteine-type endopeptidase inhibitor activity. Bases 94 to 396 code for a protein of 100 amino acids. Gene Ontology annotation, cellular component: cytosol. The transcript has 3 exons.
GAUCAACACAACAUAAAUACAGUAGCAGUGACAUUUCUGUGAAUUGGACACAUUUUGCUGUAUCUCGACACCGAUCAAAAGCAAAUUACAGCCAUGGCGACAAAGGUUGGAGGUCCAUCCCAGGUGAAGCAAGCCACACCCGAGGUGCAGAAGAUCUGCGAUGAGGUCAAACAUCAGGCAGAAGAGAAGGCAGGGAAGAAGUUUGAUGUUUUCGUUGCCAAAUCUUUCACCACUCAGGUUGUGGCUGGAACCAACUACUUUAUCAAGGUAAAUGUAGGAUGUGAUCAAUUCGUUCAUCUGAGGGUUCAUAAGUCGCUUCCUCACAGUGGACAACAACUCCAGGUGCAGGGGAUCCAGACGUCUAAAACUCAACAAGAUCAUAUUGAAUACUUCUAACACAUGCACACAGAUAAUAAAAUGCCAUACUGUUUACAGAAUAGGCUGAUGUAUGUGAUAUACUCAAAAAAUGCUGUUACAAAAGCUUUAUUCAAUUCUACACCAUAGAAUGAUCUCCAGUCCAGUGCCUACUGUAUGUAAAUGAUUUUUAGAAGACCAGCACAUCUUUGUUUAUUUUUACAAACAUUGUAUUGUGGUGAGAUAAUUGCAUCAUCAUUCCAUAUCUGUUAUAUAAAAAAGUGGAAAUUCUAAAAUAAAGGGAAAUAAAUUUCUUAUAUUCAAA